Messenger RNA from Mugil cephalus (flathead mullet), 1799 nucleotides. RefSeq names its product homeobox C5a (gene hoxc5a). Gene Ontology annotation, molecular function: RNA polymerase II cis-regulatory region sequence-specific DNA binding; DNA-binding transcription factor activity, RNA polymerase II-specific. The coding region runs from base 275 to 961 and encodes 228 amino acids. The record is from RefSeq and is a predicted model, not a curated record. Gene Ontology annotation, cellular component: nucleus. The transcript is spliced from 2 exons. Gene Ontology annotation, biological process: anterior/posterior pattern specification; regulation of transcription by RNA polymerase II. Lineage: Eukaryota; Metazoa; Chordata; Actinopteri; Mugiliformes; Mugilidae.
AAAGCCAAUUUAUGACUGGCCAACAUGUGCACGUGAUCCCAUACAAAUACCCCAUAUUUGGGCAGCGCACGUCGGAUCAAGAAUUAAAAAAAAAGAUACCAAAGCCUACUCCACCUAUAAAUCGUGGAUUAUUUUUUUAGGGCAGACAGCUCUGAAUUUUCCAAAAGCGGCAACAAAGAAACGCAAUGAUCAACAAAAAUAAGGAAAUAGCCAACGCACUAUACGUCCCGCAGUGCUGUCUAGUUUAAAAAGAAAGUAUCGCUGGCAGUUUGCAAUGAGCUCUUAUGUUGACAGCUCCAGUCUCAGGCAAACAAGCGAGACAACUUCUCCUAACACUAUGUUUAGUUUCGAUCUAUCUGGGCGCAGGUCCAGCCGUUAUGAGGGUGUUAAUGUGAACGGGCUAUUUUCUUGUCCCGUCCCCACGACCUCUGUUCAGCGGGAGGAGAUGAAAACUAGCCUGCGUGGCAACACGGAUACUCCUUUCCCGUCAGGACCACAGAUAACCAUGGUCUCCAGUAGCUCGUCCGUGGACGCAAGCGGGCUCAGCUACGGCAGCAGCAAGCUGCUGGGACUAGGGGCAGAGAGAGACCCGGAGAGGAGCGCAAAAUCCGGCGGCAACAAGAGCCAGGAGAGCGACAGAAACGCGGAUAACACGCAAUCGGUGAAACGAAACAUUAACGUGAGCCAUCGUCAGGACAGUGAGCAGCAGCCACAGAUUUAUCCAUGGAUGACAAAACUGCACAUGAGCCACGAAUCGGAGGGUAAGCGGUCCAGGACCAGUUACACCCGCUACCAGACUCUGGAGCUGGAGAAAGAGUUUCACUUCAACCGGUACCUGAGCCGCCGCAGGCGCAUAGAGAUCGCCCACACUCUGUGUCUAAACGAGAGGCAGAUCAAAAUCUGGUUCCAGAACAGACGAAUGAAGUGGAAGAAGGACUCAAAGAUCAAAGUGAAGGAAUAAAAGUACGCCAGAGAGCCUGGGUGCAUGCAGCACGUUUUCAGCCCCACUCUGCACAGUGCUGGAGUGCCGCCUGACCUUCGGAUGAACUGCUAGGAGCAAUGACAUCAUGACACCGCUCUGUGUGCUUCAUCACCAAUUAUGUGUCACUUGCUGCAGUUUGGGACCUAAUGUAUUGAAUAUCACUCACUUUGAUCAAUCGGUUUACAUUUCUAAAUUAAUUUGCUGCCCAUGCGAUGAUAACCUCACUUUACUGCACGAAGGGUACAAGAGGUUGAGGGGAGCUGGGUCCUUCACGCUGCGAGGCUUUGGUCUGCAGUGCACCAAAAUCCUGCACAAAACGAAUAACCCAUGUUCCUAAUUAGGUAAAGAGUAGUAGGCUGCAUCUUUUCCCACCUCUUCAUCACCAUGUAACCCAACGUUAAGCUCAGUGGAUCAAAUAAAGGCUAAAAUAAUAAUUCUGGCUACAACAGUCAAAUCGUUUCUGACCAGUGGAAACAAAUUCUCACUCUGUUUCUUUUUCCUUUGGAUUAACUCUCCAAUAUGAUGCAGUUAGGAUGUAGUUGAAUGUGUGAUGUGUUCAAGGAGCCACGUCUUUGUGAAUGGUUUUAUUCUGUGAAGGCACCAUCACCAUUACUGUCAUGUUCUUGUGAAUCAAAAUCAUUCUGUAUAAGUCGAUGACUGUAUGUGCUAAUGUUGUGAUGUGCAAUGAUACUAUUUCUCCUUUCCUUUGUAAACUUACGGUGCCUGGUUAACACAAGGCCUAGAAUAACUUAUAGAUGGCCUGUUUGUUGAUUGUAUCCAAUAAACUCACUAAAAGUAAAAAAGUUUCCAACUGUCA